UGAAAAGUAAAAUGGUUAGUGUUUGGUAGGGAUUGUGGUUAAAGUAAGGGUUUUACGGUUAGGAUUUAGGGUAGGGACGUACCAGGGAUCCCAGAUAGCACUAACCGACGAGAAAGGUGGUUCCUUCGAGUGAUUUCAUCACCACGCACCGCCACUGCACAGGUGGCGUGGCGUCAUGCACUCGUCGGUUGAGCGAGCGCGCUGCGGUUUUGCGUGACCGGAUUGGAGUAUUAGAGGAAGCUUCCUUCGGUCAGAUUGAUAUCUACCCGGUAACCUGGUCUCCCCACUCCACACCACCACUAUCCCUAUUACCGGCAUCUACCACCCGAGUCGAUGCUACCUGGAAAACGAAGUGCCGAAAUUAUGUCGGUUUCGGUGGCGUUCAUUGGAGUACUGAUGCUGCAUUCGGUCUCCUCGCAGAACGCUGGCUUUGUGAAGUCUCCCCUGUCUGAGACCAAACUAACAGGUGACACCUUUGAGUUGUACUGUGACGUGGUCGGUAGCCCGACCCCAGAGGUUCAGUGGUGGUACUCCGAGAUCAACCGGGCCGACUCUUUCCGCCAGCUCUGGGACGGCGCCCGUAAACACCGUGUCUCCAUCAACACGGCGUACGGAACCAACGGCGUGAGCGUUUUGGGCGUGACUCGUCUCGGCCUGGAGGAUGCUGGGACGUAUGAGUGCCGGGCCAGUAAUGAUCCAAGGAGGAAUGAUCUGCACCAAAACCCUGCCACCACCUGGAUCAGAGCACAGGCCACCGUUACUGUGUUGCAGAAGCCGUCAAUCAACUCGUCGGACCAUAUCACACUGCCAGUUGAUCACUACAGCCUGCCCCUCACCCUGCAGUGCAACCUAACUUCAGCCCACAGCGCCCACAGCGAGAGUUUCUGGAUGAAGAAUGGGGAGGAGAUCAAAGAGACCCGCGGAGAGAGGGCCAACACCGAGUACUACCUGAAGAAGCCCAGAGGAGAGGAUGCAGGGGAGUACAUGUGUGUCUACACCUUUAAAAUGGCUCCGCCUGCUAACGCCACCAUCGAGAUUAAAGCUGGUCCUGACAUCACAGGCCACAAGCGUAGUGACAAUAAGAAUGAGGGCCAGAAGGCCCUGCUCUACUGUAAGGCCACUGGCUACCCCUACCCUAUCUGGACCUGGCACAAACUGGACAAUGGGUUCUACGCGGACAUUGAAAACUCCUCUGGCCGUUUCUUCAUUAACAACAAAGACAACUACACUGAGCUGAGCAUCAUCAACCUGGACAUCGGCUCCGACCCGGGGGAGUACCAGUGUAACGCCACCAACAUGAUCGGCACCACGUCCGUGGUGUCUGUGCUGCGGGUCCGGAGCUACCUGGCCUGGCUUUGGCCUCUGCUGGGCGUCCUGGCCGAGGUCAUUAUCCUGGUCAUCAUCAUCGUGGUCUAUGAAAAACGCAAGAAGCCAGACGACAUACAAGACGAUGACGAACCAGCUGGACCAAUGAAAACUAAUUCCACCAACAAUCACAAAGACAAGAACCUUCGUCAGAGGAACACAAACUGAGAACACUGAUAAUACCAUAUUAUACAUGUAUGUAUCGACCAUAUGAAGGUAACCAGGAAAAGGGAUUUAUAGAAAUGUGUUAAUAAAGAAUUUAUCUGCCAAUAAAACGACGUAGAAGAAGAAGAAGAGGAGGAGCUACUGUAAAUGUCUGUAUUGUAUGAUGAGGCAUGCCUUCUGAUUUUGAUUAUCUAGCUAUCGUGUGACAAGGGUGAAGAAUGUGAUCAAUGAACGUGAUCCCAUAACAUUAUGAAUGAUUUAUGAAGUGUCUAUGGGAAGCAUUAUAACCAUUGUUUGCUGCAUGCAGUUAUUGAUUGUCGCUGUUUAUUGAUUUGUUUUUGAUUUGAUUAUUUAUUCUGAUCAAAUUCUUAUCUCUUUCCAAUUUUUACUUAAUUCUGAAGUAAUGCAUGCAAGGUAUUCUAACAUUCUGUUUGGUCCGGACCUGACAUGGCUUUUUGGACUGUGUCC
Molecule: messenger RNA, 1998 nt
Organism: Oncorhynchus kisutch (coho salmon)
Lineage: Eukaryota; Metazoa; Chordata; Actinopteri; Salmoniformes; Salmonidae
Gene: nptna
Product: neuroplastin a
Exons: 9
Coding region: 334-1533 (399 amino acids)
Biological process (GO): axon guidance; homophilic cell-cell adhesion; dendrite self-avoidance
Cellular component (GO): axon; plasma membrane
Molecular function (GO): cell-cell adhesion mediator activity
Source: RefSeq, a predicted model, not a curated record